AUGACAUCCAUUAUUCGCCACAAGAAGAAGACCCCAAGAUUCAAGGCCAAGUCCAACUACGUCAAACCAUUCCUCACGCCAGCGAACAUCGAAGCUCGUCUGAGGUACGCAAUGUCCUUCGUUCGACCUUUGUCAAAUCGUCGCCACUCUUUCUCCAACAUGCUCGAUUUCGUGCAUGUUGAUGAAAAGUGGUUCAAUUUGACGAAGGUCAAACGUCGGUACUAUGCGUACGAUGACGAAGAGGUGGCUGCGCGCUCCGUCAAGUCCAAGCACUACAUAACCAAGCUUAUGUUUCCGCUACGACCAUCACUCCAAGACGUUUUCGGACGGCAAGGUUGGUGUGUGACCCUUCGUUCAAGUGUCGGCGGCGUUGCGUGGAAGCAAGAGCCGCCCCAAGGGCACCCUUGUCACUGUUCCUCGAGCCGUGGACAUUUCCUGGUGGUGUGCGGCGCGGUAACGUGUUCCUCCAACAAGACAACGCCAGCCCUCACCGUUGCGUUACGACAGAGCUGCUUCAAGCCAAAGGUGUGCGUGGGAUUGUUGUAG
Aphanomyces astaci is the source of this 546-nucleotide messenger RNA. RefSeq lists its product as hypothetical. The record is from RefSeq and is a predicted model, not a curated record. NCBI's taxonomy places the organism in Eukaryota, Oomycota, Saprolegniomycetes, Saprolegniales, Verrucalvaceae. Gene Ontology annotation, molecular function: nucleic acid binding. The transcript has 2 exons. The coding region runs from base 1 to 546 and encodes 181 amino acids.